GGAAUCACUUUGACCAGUAUGAAGAGGGCCAGCUGGAGCUGGAGCAGGCGUCCUUGGACAAGCCCAUCGAAUCGGUAAGGCUGCAUCCAUCAUCCCAAAUCAUUGGACCAGCUGUGAGAGUGGUUAUGAUUGGUCCAGGAAGAAAUUUAUUUAAAAAAAUAAAUAAACACACAUACACCUUUUUACUCCAUUCAUUCUGUCCAUGUAGAUGCAUCCAGUGUUUUCCUGAACGCAUCUGCCACGUAACCUGUAGAAUCACUUGUCUCAUGUCUAUUAAUACCCUUAAAGUCCCACCCACUUCCCAUGUCCUCUGCCUACUCCAUUUCUUGUGUGACAGUUAAAAUGAUUAUGCAUAUGCUAGAUCUUUGUGUUUUUAUGUAGAGCUUACUGAUAAAAAAAAAAAAAAAUUGUAUCAGUUUGUAUCAGUCUCCCAUUAGUCAUUGUUAGUCAUCUUAGCACUGAGAUGACUAAAAGCACAAAGUGGAUAAAGCACUGUUGUCAACAAGCUGUUAUCGAAGCACUUAAGCAGUCUAUGAAUUUUAAACACAGAAAAAUCCGUAUUUGGACAUGACCAAAUUAUAUUACACCAUACACCUGCUUUGGCAUACAGAGCUGUGCAUUUUUGGUAUCCUUCUAUGCUGUGAUCCAGUGGUGAUCGACCCACACAACCUAUAUAAAUAUGAAUUAUUUUACACAUCUUGAGACAAGAAACAAGUUUGAAAUUGACGUAAAAAAAGUUUAAAUGGAGUUUACAACACUGGAUUGGAAUUGGUUUGCGGUGGCCCAAAUAUAAACAUCAUGCAGUGCUUAUUCCACAUCAUUUAGCAAACAAGAGAGCACACAUUAGAUGGUAUGAAUGGCUACAUUUGUGUUUGAGAGAGAGCGAGAGAUUGUGUGUCUAUGUAGUUUUAGAAUUCAUGUGUUAGUGUAUAGUGUUUGUGUCUAUAGGACAGUUAUCUUAUUGUACACAACUUGGGGUGUUCGACAUUUCUCUCCCGCAGCGAAUUGGCCCCUAUUAGCUAAGCAGCAAUGACCCGGUUUGUAUUUGCACGCUCUGCUUUCUUACUCCUAUCUUUAGGGUCCAUGUAACGCUUCUCUGACUUUCUGUCUCUUUUUCUCUCUCGCUCUCUCUCUCUCACUCUACAACUUUUCUCUCUCUAUCUCUUAAAAUCUAUUUCUCUCUCUCUCUUGCUCCCUCCCUACUACACAGUUAUUCGGUGUACAGUACCCUCUGUCAUUCUGUGCUGGCAUGGUGCUUGUGCAACUGGGACUGCAUUUUUCGCUGAUGAGGCACAUCAAUAAUAGCGCAGGCAGCUCUUUUCUUUCUGUCCUUCCCCAGUCUCUCCACCCCCUCCAUCUUCAGUCUCUGAGGCAGUGUGGUGAGCAGGCCCAAACUCCUCUUACCUCCACAGUGUCAGGUCACCUCUCCACAACAUUAUGGAUGUUCUUUAAUCACAGCCAGGUAUAAAUCCAAAUAAUGGCCUGCAGUUAAAAUCAGACAAAUGGGUCUCUUAAUCUGUUCAGGUAAAGAUCAAUAUAUGCAAAAGGCAUGUUUCUUCUACAGAAAUAAGAUAUUUGACACAUUAUAUACAUGAUUAACUUCCCAGUAUCAUAAUUAAUAUGAUUCUUUUAAGAUUUUCAUUCAAAUGUCCCCCCGGAAGACCAACAAGAACAUGAAUGCAUGUUUUUCAGAGCUACAAUCUGGUAAACCAAGAACUAAAACAUUUUAUAUCCUGGUCUAGUUUCAGUAAUGAUAACUAUCUCGCUUGCACACAAAUAUUCCACUGUGCGUAGGUGGUGGAGAGGGAGAAGGGAAAUGGAGAGAAGUGGCCUGCUCACCUGGCUGGAGUGGCUCAUUUACUCCUGCGCUAUUAUUCAUGGAGGGGCGCUGAGGGCCGCGCCGUAGCAUCACACAGUUCCUCGCACAUCAAUGGAAAAACAGCCACAUCAGAGGGGCCAUCACUGUGACUUAGUUUUACAUUUCUUUUUGGAAAGUUUGUCCAAAAAAAGGAUUUGGUAGAUUUUUUUUUUAUCCACUUGCAGCCAAAGACAUUUACCAAUAAUUAAUUAUGCCAAUCCAGAAAACUCCUUUAGUUCAUCUGACAACAUGUGUUGCAUCAAGUGUAUUUUUCUCACUAACAAAGUCAAAGUUCCUCUUUAUAUGAUUUUUUUUUUAAAACACAUCUAAGUUAAAAGCUUUAUUGCAGUAUUUUUUUUUUUUUUUUAGAAUAACCAUAAAAGCAUAAAAGUUAAUGUAUGCCAGCUGAGCUGUGAGUACCUGAAGACAAACACACAGUGUUUUGUAUAUAAUAAUGUAAAUAGAAACGCAGGACUGCUCUGCCUCUGUAGUGUGACCUCUAAUGUGGUGGGAUUUGUGGCAGUUGUCCACAUGUCUUCCAUCUUGGAACUGUUGGUAAAUGCUUUGGCCCAGCAUCUCAGAGCCCCUCCCUUGCCACUUAUUGUGUGUGAUUUAUAGGCAGCUAGAGGUCUGUGGUACUUUAUUGGGAUCUUUUUCUUCUUUUCUCUCUUUCCUCUUUGGUCUUUUUUGCUCUUUCUCUCUAACAUUGUUUUUGCAUUGCAUGUGUUAACUUGGUAGCAUUCAGUGCUAUUUCCUCUCAACACUGUCCUAAUCGAUACUACAGUUUUCCCCCCUUUCAAAGUCAUUCCUCCCAUGUCUCCUGCCCCCUCCAACCCACCCUUCUCCUGUUCCUUCCCCUUACCUGACCUUCUCUCAGAGUGAUAUGCAGCGGGCAGCCUCAGAGCCACAGAAAGCACUCACACGCAACAUAAAUCAAAUAAACAUGUGGCCACAGGGAGUGAAAUAUCUUCAUAACAUGUUGUUUUGUAAUGGAGGCUGAGCAGAACCUGGUCACAUGAAGUACAGCAGCAAAAAGGUCCAUUUUAGCUGUAAACGCCUUCAUUGACACAGUUGUUUGUCCCUUCAUCCAAUGGUUAAAGAUUGAACACAUGGGAAAGGUCAUACUCAACAACAUGCUAGUGCUGGGUGGUAUACUAGUUCAUACUGAAAACCUGUAUUCAGUAUUUUAUACUUUUUAUGAUGUGGAUUUUGAAUGUAUGAAUAUGAAAAAUGUUUGAGGGGGACCCUUUUCAUUGCAGUUCCACCCAUGCUUAUGGCUUAGCUGGAGAAGUAUCUGUGGCAGUAAUUGCAGAAAUUAGCAAUUUCAAGCAAGAAUGUAGAGGUGAUAUACUUGCUCAUGCGUACAAAAAUACUGUUAUAUAGUGUGAAACCGUUGCAAUUUUUAAAAUACAGUGAUGUCAAUUUUUGGUCAUACCACCCAGCACUACUUUACCUUUUUGUACUUUUUUAGUGAAACCCCAAUUCUUUGAUUAAGCGCCCUACAAGGGUUCAAGGUCAUUAUUUAGGCCGUUCAAACAAAAAUGAUAAACGCACCAAAGAACAUCUUAAAGCCUUCAUCUGUACAUCAGUCUGACCCCAUGUAAAGGUAGUGGAAGAACUAGCGUUGUGUGCAAACAGAAAUGGGAGACCCCUUUACUUAUCCUCGCUAAGCUUUUGCUUGGUGAAUUGUUCUUCAGAUUUGUGAGGUAAGUAUGCAUUUUUAAGUUUUUAUUAAAACUGACUCGCAUAUCUCUGUCUCAUUUUCCCCAUCACUUGUAAUUUGUUAAUCCCUCCACUUCAAGUCUGACACGUUUUCUAUGUCACCACGCUUUGCUGUAGCUGAGAAAGCAGAAACCAGGGAGCUGCAUGAGUUUAGGAGGAGCAGCAGACAGAGCUGCUUCACCACCAGCUCAUGCCAGAAGACAUUCCUCAGGGACAUGUGAAAGGAUGAUGAGUAACUACAGCAGCCCACUUCUUACAAGACCGAUCCCUAAGGAGUCUGUCUUUAUUUGUUAUUGAAAAAAAAAUCCUACAUCUCUUAAAGUGUAGACAAUAUUAGAUGUAUGUAGAUAUUCAUAGUCAGGUUAGGUUUUGUAAUUUAAACCCCUUCCUCUUUAACAAUCUGAACCAAAGAAAUAUAUUGUAUUUACACACAAACACAAAAAUAAAUAUGAUUUCUAAAUACUCUGAGGUCUCUUGGUGGGGUCCACUGCAUAUCCCUUCCUCUAUCUAUAUGUUUUGCCAUGCACUGCGCCAAUGAUGGCACAAUGCACACUUUUACAAAACAACCCUCUCGUAGAUCUUUUGUUCGGAUAACAUAACAUUUCCUAUUUUUUUUUUCUUUCUCUUGUAUUAACACUCCACUGGUGGAUUUAUUGACAUGCCUCCUUUUCUGUUUGUAUACAGUAUUAUGUUUGUUUAAAAGCAGAGAGAGAUUUGCAUUUUUUAAGAUCUAGAGAAGCUAGCAGAAUUGCAGUUGAAAGCGUUUGGCCGGUUUCUUACGUUGUGUCACGUGUGACUGUUUUUUUGACAGCCCAGUAUUUUAAAGCCAGGUUCGUAUGGAAAUGCCUUCACUCCACUUGCACUGCUGUUGGACUCGCCGUCGUUGCUUUCAUCCGUCUGUCUGUCAGUUCUUUUGGUGCACUCAUCUGUUGUUCAACAUGCAGUCUGCGCUUCAUCUCCGCCCAUUUUUCCUGAGCUCUUUUUGGACUGUUUCUUUAUUAGUAUUAGCAAUUGUGAUUGGUGCCUCAUCCAGCCUGCAUCCAAUUUCAGCAAUAGCAUAAAAUGUGAGCAAUUUGGAAGUAUAGCUUUCAUCGUAAAACUCUUCAGACCUCUAGCCAAGUAUUUUUAAUGAUGCAUUUUUAUUUCCCUCCUUGCUCCAAACCUCCAAGUUAAUAUGAAUGUUUCUGUGCACCUUAAUAUUGCAGUAUGGGACAGAAGCAAUGCCCAAUGUCAGUGGGAGGGGAGGCAUUCACUGCAGCAAAUUCUGCAGUGUUCUCUUUCACAGUUAAGUCAGGGGACAUUUUGUCGACCAGGCAGAAGGAAACAAACGUUUCUAGACACACAGUCUCUAAUUCUACGAUUAGGAUCCUAUGAUAUAUCCAGAUACUGACGGGCAGGGACAAGUCGUACACACUGGUAGAAUGAUAAUGCAGAUGUCUGUGUUCGAGUUAUGGACUGAUAAAGGCAGUCCUCUCCCCACAAUGCAAGGCCUAGCUCAGAUUCCUCUCUUAUCUCAUUCCACAGCGGAAGGGAUGUGACAGUUGAAGAGCUCAAACAUCAUGAAAUGGGGGGGGGGGGGGGGACAAACCUCAACAGAAACAGGAAGUGUGACAGUUAACUCUACCUCUAUGGUAUUGGAGGAAAACAUCACCUCAAUGUUUUUGAAUAUGUUCAAUUGAUUCAUCAUGGUGAAGCACCACUUCAUGGUUCUUACAACCAACAUACUUUCAAAAUGUUAAGUAGGGCAAAGGAAGGCAACAGUUCGCUCUGAAAUAACAGGGGUUUAAAUCCAAAUGAGACUCAAUUUUGUCCCAAUUGAGACCUUGUUGGGUGGAGAUGCAGCGUGUGCUGUGUGUGUGACUGCCACUCCCUUUCACAUGCACUAACCCAUACAAGCCCAGCUCACCUCCACCACCCUUCAAACUCACCUUCACCAUGGCUCAGCCUGCUCUGUUCUGCCCCUGUGUCCUGACCACCUCGUUUUUUUUUUGUCAAAGAGAACUAAUUGAGCCCUGUUGAGCCAUCACCUUCCUCUCUGUGCCUGAUCCACCUGAGACUAACACAGUUGGAGUUCUGUUAACCCACCCUCCAGCCCUCAGUCCGCCCCGCCUCUCUGUAUGUGUACCAUUCACAGUGCGCUACUAACACCGACGAUCCUUUUUGUUAAAUGCUCUUUAACAAAAAGCUGCAUGCCGUUUUUUUUUCCAGUUUUGUUCCAACCCCCUCACUUUCUGUUUGUGAAAGUUGAUGUCAAUCUAUUUGUGAUUUUAAAUAUCCUUUUAUGUUUGGUUUGUAUGUUUUUCGUAGAAUGCAGCACUCUGGUGAAUGUUAGACAAGCUUGGAAUAGUUAUAAUCACAACAGAAAAAAAACAAAAUCACUGCUUAUUAAGAAAUCUCAUUGUCUCCCGUUAAUUUGUGCUUGACGAUGUAAUGUAGUGUGUAGUGGUGGGACGGUCUUGCAUUUCACUCGUGUUUUUAUUUUUCUGUUGUUGACCCACACUAGUGAUACCAGUCUCAGACAUGCCCAUUGGGCCCCACGGUGUACUAGGAAUUCCUCUUGUGUAUGUUCCUUGCACUCCUCUUUAGCCUCUAUGAUUCAUUAACAUUUGCCUGGUUUUGCCCAUAUUAUUGUCAUUAUGGUGUGUUAACACUAAGUAUGAAGUGAGGUUUUUUUUGAGCAAUGAGAUUACACACAAAGGCAGUGCAAAGAUGUGAAUAGACACAGAUUUCAUGUGGAGCAACACAAAAACAUUUAAUAAUGUGAAAAUCGCACCAUUCGCUCUUCUUUCUGAAAGGACUAGUGUGCAACAUGUGGAAGGGUAUAUUGGCAGAUAUAAGUUAAAUAACUUUUAGAUCAAACUGGAAGGCAGCAUUACACCUCUCAGUGUACAGCCUGCUUGAAAUGAUGUCCUUCAGGCAAAGGCACAAGCCCAAAUGCCCAAACCAGCCAGAGUGUGCAUUUCCCACAUAAGCUUCAGCAUCACAGCACAACAACAGCCUUUCUGGCAUGUGAAGUCCACAUAGUCCUCCGUUUGUUACAGUCUGCAGGCUUGAAUGUUAAAGCAACUGUGCAAAAAGUUAUGUGAUGUAACUAUAUUGCAGUCUGUAAAGGUCAUUAUGUCUUUAGUAUGUUUUGGAGGGUUAUGCAUGUUAACAGCAUGAAUUCUUGGUUUAAGAUAAAAAAAAAAAGCAUGAAUGUGGUUGGGAACAGACCGUUGAAAACCGAGCAGAGAUGUUGGAGGUGUCCAAGAACAUAUACAAUGGUUAUUUCUAGUAUAUCUAAUGGGGCUACAUGCACACAAUGUCUCCCUCUCUUCACCUGCACACCCACAUACCCCCCCCCCCCCUCACAUGUGCUUAUUCUAUCCACCCUGGGCCUUGUAAUGGUAAUCCAAGGCCCACUAGCUCCACUUCGGCCUCUUCCUCUCGCUGUAUUUCUUUGUGACAGCUGCAUACUUGUCAUGGUGCUCCCCUUGUCAUGGUUACGGAAUCACAGCAAGCUUGGAGUUUCUGGUCUUCGUUUUUGUUAAUGCAAGAUUUCCAUACCUGUUUUGUGUCCCGUUCUUUGUGUACUAAGAUCUUGCUCUGUAGUGGUUCGUAUAUAUAUGUAUGCGUGUGAUACAUAUAUUACCCUGUCCUUCCUUCCUUCCUUCCUUCCUCCUCCACCUCUUAACUUCUCAGUUAAUGGAUGUGACUUGUUAUCUUUACCAUCCUAAACCCCCCCCCCCCCCCAAAAUGCUCAUGCCCAAUUCCUUUGCCUUUAAAACUGCACUCCCAUUACACAAAGGUGUCUUGUAGCUUACAGGCUACACUUAGCCUCAUGUAUUCAUUAUAGUGGAAAACCUAUUCUUCCGCUCAGCGUCCCCUCCCUCUAUCUCCCCAACCCAACCCCAACUACCACUCCUUGUACUGUAAGACACUGAUGUUAUAUGCUGUAGGUGAUGUGGAUGAUGAUAAUGAUGAUGGUGAUGGUGGUGGUGGUUGUGCUGAUGAUGAUAGUGUGAUCUGAGUGUUUUUAUUUUGUUUUGUUUGUUAUUUUGACCCGUGCCCACGGGGAAAGCUCCUCUUAUUAUUGGAAUAUUUUUGGUUUUUUUCUCCUCUCUUCUCUCUGCUAGGAUAACAUCGGGCACCGGCUACUUCAGAAACAUGGCUGGAAGCUCGGACAAGGCCUUGGCAAAACCAUGCAGGCGAUUUGAUCCUGCCCAUGUUGUGCUGAUGGUAAACUUAGUGGACGCACCGACCCUGUGCCCAUUAUCCUCAAAUAUGAUGUCAUGGGAAUGGGCCGGAUGGAAAUGGAGCUUGACUAUGCAGAGGAUGCCACAGAGAAGAGAAGGGUGCUCGAAGUGGAGAAGGAGGAUACAGAGGAACUGCGGCAAAAAUACAAGGACCAGGUGGAAAAGGAGAAAGCCAUUGCAAAGGCUCUGGAAGACCUGAGAGCCAAUUUCUACUGUGAGCUAUGUGACAAACAGUACACCAAGCACCAGGAAUUUGACAACCACAUUAACUCCUAUGACCAUGCUCACAAACAGAGGCUCAAAGAGCUGAAGCAGAGAGAGUUUGCUCGUAAUGUGUCGUCGCGUUCCAGGAAAGGCGGAAAGAAGCAUGAAAAGAUGCUGCGCAGACUGCACGAGCUGGCAGAGCAGAGGAAACAUCAGGACUGUACUCCAGGGAGUGGCCCCAUGUUCAAAACUACCACAGUUGCUGUUGAUGGAGAGAAGGGAGAAGAUGGUGACAUCAUGACACCUGAGAACCCUGUCUUGCCGAUGGUGGCAGAGAGUACCCUGGAAGCACCAAUCCCGGACAAAGCUGGGCAAGCCUCCCCGAAACCUACUUCUGCCAUCAGCUUCUCUUUGGGAAAGAACAGCUCCUUGUCUCCAACCCCGAGUGGUGCAUCCAAAGUCAGCGUGUCCUUCUCAUUUGCCAAGAAAGCCCCAGUAAAGCUAGAGACAGCAGCUGCAGUGUUUGCUGAUCACGGUGAGGAGGCUAUGGAAGAAGAGGAGAGCCAGGAGGGGGAAAAGGCUGGAAGUCAAGAGGAGGCAUCUGUCUGUGGAACAGAGAGUCCCAAGGGAGCAUCAGAAGGAGGUGAAGGAGGGGAGGUUGUCAUUGUGGCAGGGACAGAAGAGGUGCAGCAGCCUGAUGAUGGAGGCUCUCUGGCCUCCACCCUCAACAAACUUAAGAUGAUGAUGAAAAAGGAGGAAGGAUAUGCUGGACAGGAGCCUCAGUAUUAUCACUAUAUACCUCCAGCUCACUGCCGUGUAAAACCUCACUUCCAGUUUUUGCUGUUCAUGAAGGCCUCUGACCAGUGUCCGAGCAAAGAGGAGGAAGAUGAGGAAGAGGAAGGUAUGGAGGAGAAAAAGGUUGAAGAUAACCCUGAAGAGCCAGAAGCCACUGUCACUGAUUGUAAUACUGAACAAGAACAAGAACAAGAACAAGACAAUGCCUCUUCAACCCCCAAGUCUGAGCCAACUCCUCCAUCACCUAAAGUGACAGAAGAGGUCUCCUCAUGUGCAGCAGAUCCAGCUUCCACAGAACCCUCUCCACCGGCACAAAAAGCAGAGACCACACAGGAAACUGUGGAUUCUAACUUGGGCCCGAAAAUCCCCACUGGUCCCUUCUUCCCAGUUCUUAGCAAAGAUGAGAGCACUACCUUGCAGUGGCCCUCCGAGCUCCUUGAAUUCACAAAAGCUCAGCCUUCUUUGUCUUACAGCUGCAAUCCUCUCUACUUUGACUUCAAGCUGUCCCGCAACAAAGGAGUGCGUGGCGGGAAAACCACAAAGUCCCCCAAGCCCGAGGAAUCUGAUGGCAAGGGACAAGAAGUACCGAUUUCAACAGCCGAAGUAGACGCAACUACGAAACCCAGGGCCAGCACGGACAAAGAUAAGCAGAUGAUAAAGGGAGAAACUGGGCAAUUGGGAGGUGAUGAGCCAAAGCCUGCAAGUGGCAGCAGUAGUGCAAAGAAAAAGAAGAAAAAGAAGAAGCACAAGAAGUCUGCCAAGCACUCAAAACGUAAAGACAAAGAAAAGGGAGCAACAGAAGAUGCAGAAGGAGAGACAGAGGUAUCGCAAGAAAAGCCCAAAAAGAAGAAAAAACACAAACGGAAGAAGAGUAAAAACAAAGCUCCUGAUCAGGAAGAGGCAACAGGUGAUGACAAAGCAAAACCAAAGUCUGACGACAAAGCCAUUUCAUCCUCUGUCCAAGUGACGACAGGAGGCGGAGGAGCGGCCGGAAAUACAGGUACAGAACCGGGAAAGAGGAAACGUGCUAAUAAAGAAGUGCCUUGUAAAUCCGGAGCAGAGGAAGGAGGAAUCAAAAAAAGUAGUGAGAAGACCAACACAGAUGAGCACAGUGGCACCAAGCGACAAAAGACAGAGUCCAGUGCAUCUCAAAGUGCCUCCUGCUCCACCUCAGCCCAGAAGAGUCCUGGUCCUGGCAGACCUCCCAGCAGUGAGAGUGAGGAAGAAGGAGGCUCCAACACUCAACGCUCACGCCAUCACAGGUCAAGUCCCCGGGAUCAACGCCGCCACCAUAGUGAGGAAUCACGGCGGUCCUGCAGUCGUUCAUCAAGACGAGGGGACAGACGGGGCAGCAGUCGUCGGCGCCAUCGUGGCCAAACCUCCCGUAGUCACUCUUACUCCAGCAGCUCUGAACGCUCCUCAGCGGGCAGCAGUGCCUACAGCCACCGUAGCCGCAGCUACUCUGACAGCUACAGUGACUACAGCACAGAGGGUCGCAGGCGGCGGCGCUCCAAACGUUCAUCAGACUCCGAAUAUGAGCGGCGGGGAAGCCGGGGACGAAGACGAUCGAGGCGACACCAAUACUCUUCUUCAUCCUCAGACGACUCCCGCUCACGUUCACGCAGCUACAGCCGCAGAAAAAGACACAGGCGGCACCACCGGAGCAGCUCGAGAAGCUCCAGCAGCUGGAGCCGCAGCACCAGCGCAAGAUCCUGGAGGCGUAGCUACAGCCGAAGCCGCAGCUCGGCCAGCCGCUCCUCCAGUUCAGCCAAAGGCUCGCCUCAGAGACGAGGCGCCAGAGGUCGAGGCGACAGUGACGCUAAACGCAGAGAUUUCAUCCGCUCACGGAUCUACCGCUCCCAGUCUCCACGAUCAUCGACGUCUCGAGGCCUUAACCGCAACAGCCAUUCAUCCAGCUCGCAGGGUCUGAGGCCAAGUGGGACCAGGGGAGAUGCAGGGGAACAUAAAAACAGCCUUACUGCACGCCAACUUCUCGAGAAGGUUCAGUCUAAAAAGAGUUCUGAUGAUUCUGCCACUGGAACAAAGUCUGGUACUAAGAUCAAAGACCCACCACAGGGUUUCUUUGGUCCCAAACUACCACCGACCCUGGGAAGUAAAGCCAUGCUUCCACUUUUUGGUAAGCUGCAGGCUGGGAAGAAACCGUUGAUUCCCUUAACCAGGCCAGAUGAAGGUGACAAAUCAGGUGCAGGGAAAGAUUCUGAAGCUGACAGAGAGGUCAUCUUGGUAGAACCUAUUAGAGAGUUCCCUCCUCCACCACCACCCCCAGCUCCACCUGUCCAAAAGGUUGAGGAAGCCCCUCAGACCACAGUUGUACAAGAAGAGACGCAGCACCCUACUACAGAAGCCCAAGUGCAGCAAGAACCCCGUCCACUGUUUGAACAGGACCCCGCCAUGAUGAUGCCUCAGUACCAAGGAGAGCCAGGACAGGAACCCCCGCAGAACCCAAUGAUGGAGUCCCUCAUGCCAGAAAUGCAGCAACAGCAGCAGCCCCAAAUGCAUGCCUACCCCGCUUAUCCUCCGCCCAACCUGGAGGAGGAUGGCAUGGAGGCAGAGGAGGAUGGACUGGCUCCGCUGGAGAGUCAGCCCAUUACAUUCACACCUGAGGAGAUGGAGAAAUACAGCAAGCUGCAGCAGGCCGCACAGCAGCACAUCCAGCAGCAGCUUUUAGCCAAGCAAGUCAAGACGUUUCCCUCCGCUGCUGCCGCUGCAGCGGCCGCAGCCGCAGCGGCCGCCAACAUGACCCCGGCUCCGCCUCCACAAGCUCUGCAGCAGAUCCACAUCCAACAGCCAACUGUGUCCAUGGCCUCCGGCACGUCAAUCACCACAGUGCAACAUGCCAUCCUGCAGCACCAUGCUGCUGCCAUGGGCAUACACCCAGCACACACCCAUCAUCCACACCACGCACACGCUCAGUUGGCCCAGGUUCACCAUAUUCCCCAGCACCACCUGACCCCCAUCUCCCUGUCUCCUCUAGGCCACAGCCUUGGUCCCUCUCUGGGACACUCACUGGGUCACACCGGACUGAUUCCUGCCCACCCGACAGCCUUCCUCUCUGGCCAGCCUAUACAUAUUAUCCCAGCCUCCGCACUUCACCACACACCUUUAGCUCUUCACCACCUCCCACAUGCCGCCCUCUACCCCACGCUGUUCACACCCCGGCCCUCGCAGGCCGCCGCAGCUGCGGCGCUCCAGCUCCACCCACUCCUACACCCAAUCUUUUCAGGGCAGGACCUCCAGCACCCACCUAAUCAUGGGUCAUGACUAUUGAGGAGAAAUGCAAGUUUAAAUCGCAGAUUUCGGUGAAAAGACUUUAACCCAAACUUUUCGGUUUGGUCUUUUUAGAUAAAGUCUUAGAAACGAAACACAGUCGGCGUUGACAGGAAGCUCAUCAAACCACCAUUUUUUCCUAAUGGCCUACACAGUGCAGUGAAGUUGUAGCCACAAAGUGGUGCUGCCUGUGUUGGCUUUAUAAGCGACACAAAGACUUUUUUUUCCUUCAUGGUUUUUCCUGCAAUUUGAAAGCAGGACGUCAGUUUAAAGACACUGGUUUAUAUUCCCUCUAAGGGGCGGGGGAUAUUAACAAGAACCCAGUUUUUUUGUUGACAAAUCAGAGAAACCACUGGAGCUUUGUUUUUGUUGGUGUUCCGCAUUAAAAUAUCAUCAGUUUUUGCUUACUUCGGUAGCCAAAGAGACGUAUGACGGCUGAUGCUUAAAAGCCGAAUCCUGUUAGAGGAUGAGAAGGAGGAGGUGUUGUUACUAGAGUCAAACAGCUUCAACUAACGUUAACAUCACACGUACUAUUUCAUAUUUACUGAUGUUCCUUUGUGUUCUCACAUGACUACUCGCUUUCUGUUGGAUCCCUCUCUUCCUAAGCUAAUUUUUACUGCAGUGUCUUGUACAUAUAUCAGUGUGUAAUGUGAAGAAUCCCACCCAGUGAUAAUCAUAUGUAAUUACAGCCACGUCCCAAUCAACAUGACAUCGUCACUUACGAACCCCCCGGCUCCUAAAGCCAAGGUGAAAUGUGAUGUAGGGGGUGUUAAAAUCCCCCCGAUGCUCAGAGGCAAAGCUCCCGCUCUCUGUGGUGAGGGUACACCUGAAUGAAUUGCACUGAAAUCUGUACAUCAAGAUGGUGCUUUUGCACCAUGUAACAAUAAGAUUGUAGUAUACUGCAAUAACUGUACUUUUUUUCUUCUGUUUUUAAAUUAUUUUCCAAAAUGCUCUUCAGGAGAAGGGUUGUUUGUGUUUUUGUUUGUUUUUCUUUUGUGUAAUUUUGUAAAUAAAACUGCUGUAGAUUAACCUAUUAACGUUGUAGAAGGUUGACACUGUUGUUGGGGGGGAAACAGAAAAAGAAGUUUGAUGGAGGGGAAGAUCUAUGAAAAAAAAAAGAAAAGAAAAAGACGCCCAUGUAUUUUACUGAGGACUAUUUCUAAGCCGACCCUGGCUGAGAUGGAGAAGGAUUAGUGCACAGAAGCGACUCUGUAUUUUUUAAAGAUCUAACUCUGUUUCAGCAAAUAAAAUCUUGAGUUCA
Molecule: messenger RNA, 13363 nt
Organism: Solea solea (common sole)
Lineage: Eukaryota; Metazoa; Chordata; Actinopteri; Pleuronectiformes; Soleidae
Gene: gpatch8
Product: G patch domain containing 8
Exons: 7
Coding region: 7852-12096 (1414 amino acids)
Cellular component (GO): nucleus
Molecular function (GO): nucleic acid binding
Source: RefSeq, a predicted model, not a curated record